AUGGCCGAGUUCGUGGCUGAUAACCCAAACAUCUUCGAAGAACUGGGGAGGUACUUCAAGAGGCAGGGGAAGGAAAAAGCUAAAUCCUCCAAGAGGAGACCGACGAAGUCCCCUGAAAUACCUUCCGGCGAAGACUCCGAUGAGGGGCACCUCUCUUGGAGCACUUCCAGGCGCGCCUCUUCCAAGGUGACAUCUAAAAUUGCCUCCAUUUUCCGGGCGUUUUCCCGGGGUCUUCUGGGAAAACGAGCUGAGGACCCGCCUCGGCGACCCGGAGGCUUAGCAGCCGAAUAUCUGAGGGCUCCGCCCUUCACGGACGACAUCAAUGGGGAGAUGGUCCCCCCAAAUUUCAAACUUCCCGCCCUACGUUCCUACGAUGGCCGAGAUGACCCCGAGAAUCACCUCCGUGCCUUCCUCUCCGCAUUUCGGCUCUACUGCGUCCCCGACGCCGUAAUUUGCCGAGCUUUUCCCAUUUUCCUGCAGGGGACAGCCCGAAAAUGGUUCUGGGGCUUAGAACCGAGGAGCAUCUCCUCACUAGAUGAGUUGAUAAAUCGGUUCAUCCACCGCUUUGUAUUAUUUCGUCCGAUUACGAAGACUUCGGCCUACCUCUUGAACCUGCAGCAGACUCCCGGUGAGUCAUUGCGCUCGUACGUGCAGAGGUUCAAUGAGGAGAAUGUGCAGAUACCUGAUCAGAAUGAGCAGGUAACCAUAGCUGCCUUCACCAAUGGGCUGGUCGCAGGAAUUUUCAAUACUGAGAUACAUCGUGAUUACCCCCGCACACUUCGAGAACUCUGGGAUCGAGUAGAUCAGGGAAUCCGAAGUGAAGACCUAAACCGCAUGAAGCUGGAGGCUCAAGCCACUCGUACCGGGCAAGAUUCCCGGAGGAAAAAGGAUGCCGGCCGGGCUGAACAAGGCCCCAGCGGCUCGUCGAGCCAAUUCCGAGACCGCCGAAGUGUCUUCGACCGGAUCGUAAAAGGAAGGUCGUCCACCUCGGACGCCGAGCUUACACCACUCAACUCCAGCCGGACCCAUGUCCUAGCUGUGAUGAGGCAGAAUCACCUCGGUCGAACCUCUUCUGAAAUUUCGGGGAGAAAAGAUAAGAGGAACUCAAACCUCUAUUGCGCCUACCACCGGGAUGUCGGGCACGAGACUGAGGACUGCAACGACCUGAAACGGGAGAUCGAGAACUUGAUCCGGCAGGGUUACCUAAAGCAAUUCGUCCGCAAAGACGGAGGCUUCAAUCGAAGCGUCUCCCACCGGGAGAGUCGGGGCCCCCGCCGAGAAGACAGGCGGGACACGAACAUGAAUUGCCGAGACCCCGAGGACCGUAGGGAGGACAAGCGGCCUCCACGCGACGGAUCACCGGGCUACGGCCCCAACAUCACCGGGGUGAUCAACACGAUCGCGGGAGGGCCAACGGGGGGAGACAGCCAGAACUCCCGAAAGCGGACCUACCGUCAGGCCGGGAUGGAGGUGGCCGAGCCGAGCUCCCGGUUGUCCGAGGUCAUCACCUAUGGUCCCACUGACCCAGUCCCGGUCGCCUCCAGCAAUCACGAAACUCUUGUGAUUGAAGUUCUCACCAACAACUACAUAGUCAAAAAAGUCUAUGUUGACCCCGGAAGCUCGGUAGACGUCUUUGUACUACCGAACUUUUGA
Coffea arabica (coffee) is the source of this 1653-nucleotide messenger RNA. RefSeq lists its product as uncharacterized. NCBI's taxonomy places the organism in Eukaryota, Viridiplantae, Streptophyta, Magnoliopsida, Gentianales, Rubiaceae. The record is from RefSeq and is a predicted model, not a curated record.